Messenger RNA from Chara braunii, 4653 nucleotides. NCBI's taxonomy places the organism in Eukaryota, Viridiplantae, Streptophyta, Charophyceae, Charales, Characeae. The record is from the annotation of a GenBank genome assembly.
GCGAUGAUUUUUGUGUUUUGUGCAUUUCAAGAGUAGUGCAGCGAGGCUCAUAGCUUAGUUUGAAAAAAAAAGAACGCAGCCCGGAGACCCUCUACACAGGAGACGAAAAAACCGCAGACAAAUUCUCUGCUUCCCGCACUCGCCUGUCGCACACUGAUAGCAAAACGACAACCACACUGCGCAUGUGCGACGUGCCCCCGGUGUUCUCUGUCUGCUCCCCGCUUCCUUGCUCCCCUCCCCUCUUCCACCCUCCUUUCGUCCUGUGCUUACCCUCCAUGCUUUUCGUUUGGCAUGCCUCCUUCGUGGUUUCCUCCUUCGCCCGCUUCUUUCCGGCUUUCUUCCCUAUCCUUACCCUGACUUGCCCUCUUCGUCUUUCUUCUUUUUCCUAAUUGCCCUCCGUCUCUCCCUCUCUCCCUCUCCCCCUCUCUCCCGCUUUCCCUCUCUCCGCUGCCUGUAGUCCCACUUAUGCUUCUUCUUGUUCCCCCUCCUCCCCACCCGAGGAUCAGGAAAAUAAGAUCGACAGAAUCGUGAAGGGGAGGAGAAAAGAGAGAGAGCGAAAAUGAGUGUGAUCGACAUUCUUACGAGGGUCGAACUAAUCACAAAAAAAUAUGAGAAGUAUGACGUCAGUGCGAAGAGAGCGGAGGGAAUGUCCUCAGCGGACCCCUUUAUCAGGUUUUACUCGGAAUUACAGGCUCGGCUGGAGGAGUUGGAACAGAAAGCGAGCGAUGUACAGGUGGAAAAGAACCGCGCACUUGUGGCUACACUGAAUGCGGAAAUCCGGCGCGGGAAAAAUGAGAUUCUGAACGAGAUUCCAAAGUUGGAGAAAUUGGGGGGAAAGAAGGUCAAGGGUGUCAAUCCCGAAGAGCUGGCGGCUCGGCCCGAUCUGGUGGCAGCGUUGGUGAGUCGGGUUGAGAGUGUGGCUGAUGGAACUAUUGGUGGUAACAAGCGAGGGGGAAAGGCACAAGUGGCUCGUGGUGAAAUAAAGUUCGGCGGUGCAACCCUAGAUGAUGUCCAACUCAACCCGGAGCGCUAUCAACAGACAGAGGAUUCAAAAGCCUACCGGCAAGAGUUCGAAAUGAGGAAGCAAAAACAGGAUGAAGGUUUGGAGAUUGUCUCGCAAGGAUUGAAUACUUUGAAGAACAUGGCUGAGGACAUCCAUCAGGAGCUGGAAAAUCAGGAGCCACUAGUAGAUGAGAUGCACAACAAGGUUGACAAAGCAAAUGCAGAAAUGAGAACUACAAAUAAACGAUUGAAGGAUACUGUGACGUCGCUACGGUCCAGUCGGAAUUUCUGCAUCGAUAUUAUCUUGCUCGCUGUUGUGCUCGGCAUAGCUGCAUAUAUUUACAGUGCUGUUAAAUGAUAUGGUUGCCCUUUGGCGAAGAGCACCAUUCAAACACACAAUAAUGCACAAGGAGUGGUAAGCGUGCGGCUUGCAAAGUUGUUAAAGGUUCGACGUUGCGAGCAGCCUUCGGCCACUCGUGAAUUCUGGUACAGAAUUAUAUCCUGCCUCUGAAAUAUCUGGUUGCUGAACUAGUACAUCAAUUUGCCUUCGUGAUUGACAUCCACAUUGGGCUCGAACUCCGGUGGCCUUUUUUGGGCUUUUUCCCCUGUCUGUCCAGGAGUUCAUCUGCUGAUUUUACUGGUUUUGAAAUUGAUAUGCUGUGCCACGUGAGGAGGGCAUUGUUGACGAACAACUGUUGUUUGAUUUUAGAGAAGGAUUGGGUUAUUAUAUUUUAGAGGGUGCUGUAGGCAAACAUACCCGGUUGGAUUUCCGAUCAUUUGGGUAACUCACGAACGAAGGUCUGUAAUCGAGAAGUGACUGACAUAGGGAGAGAGACAGCAGAAUCGCAUUCAUACCUUUACCUUCCUUCAGAGGACGGGCAGCACAACACAAAGACAGUUGUUUUGCACUGGCGGCUAACAUCCUCCCAAGGCUUGUUGGCGAAAGCUGGGGCAUCUAUAGUCGGUAUUCUUGAGCGUCUACCUUGCAGUCCUGAAAGGCCAAAUAGGUCUCAUCAUCGGUAGUGGAGUGAGAGGAGUGAGAACCGUACAUGCGAUGCCUGCUUCACCUAUACCUUUCCUUAGAGGACAGGCAGCGCAAGAUGGAACAUACUCUAUUUUGGCAGAAUCCUUCAAGUUUUGUCAAAGACUGCUGCUUCGAUGGCCUCUAAUUCUUUUAGACUCCCACUCUUACAUCUCUGGAUGACCAUGUAUAUCGAUCGUGUUUGUAUUGUGAUGAGCAGUCCAAUCCUGCAAUACAAGCUACGCUUUUUUUUUGUCCAGUUUAUUCAUAAUAAUCUCAGCUUUUGCCUUUUUUUUUUUUUUUUUGUGAACAUGUGUGUGCAACCGGUGGGAUUGAAUCUGCUUUUUGCCUUGUUGAUUUGGCCAUUCCUCGAAAGUGAAUGACCGGUAUUGUGCUGCUGAUUACAAUUACAGGGCUGCCGCCUUCUAAUAGCCUGUCCGUCCGAUCCAGCAUUUUGGUACGCAGAACUCAGUUUUUCAGUAUUGUGUCCUUGCUGCUGCUGGCUUGCUUGGGAGUGGUAGUAGUAUUAGGAGAACUGUAAGUCCUGCACGUGCCCUUCGCCUGCUCAAUAUCUGUCACCGGAGGCACCAACUGCAUUUUGCCUUUUCAAAGAUUGGCCAAGCAUGCACAGCGAAUAGAGGAGAUAAUGGCGGGGAAGCAUACCCGCGUGUGAAUGCAUUUUUUYCUUCCUCGUCCAGCAUUGUGUGACACGGAGCACACGUAGUUUUUGCUGGGGUUGAAAUGUGUGACGCAGGGGGUAGAAAUGUGUGACACACAGCAUCGUGUGACACAAAGCGCUGCUUGCGGUGGUAUUGGCUUUGUGGCGAGCAAUGCCCGUGGUGCCAGUCUGGUUGAGAGUUGAAUCGGGAUGAUCCCCCUGGGAAAGAUCCGUCUCUAGCAUACCGUUUGGAAAUGCCACUCCGUUUGUUGUCAGAAGCUCAUAUGCUUCAUGGCAAAGUCGUGUUUCUGUUGAUUGCCUCUUGAACUAGGCGACAGAAAAAGCCAAAUGUCCAAGUAUUAUUUGGAAAUCUGAUUACAUGUAGAGAUGGAAGAGUGUUCAUGCCCCCUUGUUUACUUCACUAUUUUUUAUUUUCUUCGCCAGUCAAUGGAUUCUGAAUUUUUGAUAACUUGUAGAGAAACGAGGAUAAGCGAAAAUUUUAUCCCUUGUUUACUUCACUAUUUUUUAUUUCCUUCGCCUUUUUCUGUUUCCGCUUACCUUUUCUGUGAGCUGCUGCACGCUCGCUUGUACCUCAGGGUGUCCUUUCUCAUAAGCGACGUCUGUGAGUGGACUAGCUGAUUGGAUGGGGGUUAACCAACCGCCUUUUUUCAGGAACAUUUGCUGUGAUUGAGGGUCUCUCUCCACGUGGCCGCCAUCGAGGAUCAUUCUCUCCACCAUUUCUACUUGAAACUGAUGUACGGCGAUGGCACUGUUUAUUGGAACUGUCGUACGGCGCUCGCGCUGAUUAUUAUUAGUUAGAUUGUGUAGCGAUAGGGCUUCAUUUUGUACCAGAGCGGCGCAGAGUAACUGGCUAGUGGUUCUGGUUGACCCCCCCUUGGUUCAGUCCUUCGAUCUUACGAGGUAAGAGCAAGUGAAUGCUCCACUUUCGUUCCGACCAGAGGUUUGGGGGGUUGAAGAUGGUACAGCAAUCAGCUUGUUCUUUGAUCGAUACACGAGGCCGUCAGCCGCUAAGGUUUGGGGGGUUGGAGAUGGUACAGCAAUCUUUUCACUCCACUCCACUUGCGUCUGGUUCAUGCGCAUGUUUGUGGUGAGGCUUCUGCUAGUUUGUCUCGGCUGGGAUUCUGCUGCGACUGCUCUCACAUAGUAAAGAGCAAGAAACAGAGAAGAAUAAUUGUGGUGGUGGUGGAGGAGGGGGGGGAGGGGGGGGGAGUACAAAGUACUUGAAGAUGGUGGUAUGGUGCAGCAGCCAGCUUCUUCGCAGAGCGGUGGAGUAAUCAGGGGGCAGAUGGUCUUCCUGGUCUUAUACAUGAUCUGUAAAUGUGUGUGUUCCUGCUUAGUUGUCUGUGUGUAUGCGUGGGUACGUGCGUCCAAGAAAAAGACCUGUGAAAAGAGAGGCGUGGGGAAAGUGGCAGCAGAAGAGGAGGGGCAAGUGUGUGGGUGGCGAGCUGCGUGCCUACCACCUUCCUGUUGGUGGGAGGGAUGACGAUUGACUGGAUUGACAGGAAGCAGCUGUGAAGUGGAUUCACAGGUGGUCCCAUGCACCGUAAACUGGAUUACAGGCAGCAGCCAUAAAACUGUGCUGCAGAUGAUGUUUUUGCUUAUUUGGCAAGUGCAUCUGGUCAACGCUCAGUAUGAAGGGAACUGCAUUUGUGAAUUUUGUGGUGAAAUGCUGCCUUUUAGCUUUGGCACAGGCUUCAGGCUUUCCUUAAGUAACUGAGAGAGUGUGUCUGUGUUGUAAGAUGUGACGCCUUUUGUAUACAAUGUGGAUGAAAGGUUUUCGGAAAUGGCUGACAGCAAUGGUUUUCAAAACUUUUCAUCUUUUGGCUACAAUCAUUUUUUAUAACUUCAUGGAAGUUCAACUCCGGUUAGAGAGUCAGUCACCCACCUUGAGGGUUAUCAGGGUGGUGUAUGCCUUGUUCAUAAAGAUGCAUAACAAAUCAUAUGAACUCGU